AUGACCAACGCUUGUGCAACCCAUGAACACAUCCUGGAGAUGUCACAGUUCAUGACCCAAUGCACUGCUCUUAAUCCUCCCGUCCUGGAGGCAUACACAUCCUCGUACUCAUUGAUCGAGCGUCGUCAAUUCACAGACAUGAUGCAGCUAGCAAACCACAUGUUGUUUCUCGCUCAGAUGCAGACUGGCUCUAUUCUUGCCGGUCAAGUCCAGAGGAGUAUAGAGAGCUGGGUGGUGAGAGGAGAUCCAAUGCCUAACCAGUUCAUCUAUGAGACAGCUGAGUUAUUUGCUUCCGUUGAUUACCGUUUUCACGUUAUGCAGUGGGACACUCGCGAGCAGGCUUCUGAUGCAAUGGUCUCUGCUUCAAACAGGGAUACAGAAGAUCCCAUGGAUACCAUCCUCGAUAGCUUCCGCAUCCAAGAAGCCUACCCCUCAUUCACACCCUGGGCCAUGAACAAUCAUCCCGGUACCUACCAUGACACCAACGAACCACCUCUGCUCUCACCCCACCGCGUCUCUGUCUACAAAACAGACAUUAAAGCUCACCUAAACUGUAUAGACUGCCCUUCCUGCUCCUUCAGCACAAAAGUAAAGCGCGACAUGCUGGCCCACGAAGCCUUACACUGGGACCCACAGCCCUGCGAAUGUGCUCAAUCAAACCAGAAGGCCCUAGCUGCAGGAAUAGACACUAUAUUCUGUUCAUGCGACAAGCUGACUACUGAUGAAACUGCACGUAUGCUAAGAAACUGGGAAGACGAGACUACUGGGCAUUUGAUAAGGAAAUUUGGUAGGUCUGAGGUGAUGAGGAAAUUUUCUAAUACUACUGCUAUACAGAUGCAGAGCGAUGUUACGGUGCCAGAUAUACACCAGAGCUUGGCAAUCAACUCUCAGGGUGGGAGUUGA
This is a messenger RNA of Aureobasidium vineae, 903 nucleotides long. The record is from the annotation of a GenBank genome assembly. NCBI's taxonomy places the organism in Eukaryota, Fungi, Ascomycota, Dothideomycetes, Dothideales, Saccotheciaceae.